AUGACCCGUUAUAAGAACACUCUGUUGUACGGCGGGGCAUUGGUUUCUGACCUGCCCGAGAAGUUUGCCGAUGUCAGCAAACUAAGACAGGUACCGGACAACCAGGAAGUCUACAUCGACCAAGAUGGGUUCACCAGCAUUAUCUUCGACAUCACGGAACGCGUAGGCCCCUCUGGCACUGGUCCAGAGAUAGAUGGCCGCGCCCUCACAACACACCUCGAGGAGCUGGUAGGCUCUGAAGUGGACACUGUCAAGGUGUGGAACACGACAGAAACCCAGUUCUCUCGUAUUGGCGAGGACAUUCCCGCCUACACCCUGAUCGCGACACAGACCCCCCGUGCCGAGUCUGGAGACAGGUCGUCUUCGCCCGACUUCACGGCGAUUAUUUUGACCUUACUGCGCCUCGAAAAAGAAUCGACGGACAUCCUCAUCACGAUCAACGUGCCUCACAUUAGGGGCGAGUACAAUGAAGAGGACGUAGAUCUCGAGUUGGGAAAGCAGGGCAAGCUGAUCGGAGAUGCGGUUGAUUAUGCUGCAAGGGUCUGGGAGACCUUCAAAGUCAAAGACUGGACCCUUUUUGGGGAAGUCUGA
Molecule: messenger RNA, 591 nt
Organism: Verticillium nonalfalfae
Lineage: Eukaryota; Fungi; Ascomycota; Sordariomycetes; Glomerellales; Plectosphaerellaceae
Gene: MOG1
Product: multicopy suppressor of ts gsp1
Exons: 3
Coding region: 1-591 (196 amino acids)
Biological process (GO): protein import into nucleus
Cellular component (GO): nucleus
Molecular function (GO): small GTPase binding; guanyl-nucleotide exchange factor activity
Source: RefSeq, a predicted model, not a curated record